Erigeron canadensis is the source of this 1111-nucleotide messenger RNA. Its product is annotated as tetraspanin-6-like. Gene Ontology annotation, biological process: auxin-activated signaling pathway. The coding region runs from base 116 to 964 and encodes 282 amino acids. Lineage: Eukaryota; Viridiplantae; Streptophyta; Magnoliopsida; Asterales; Asteraceae. The record is from RefSeq and is a predicted model, not a curated record. The transcript is spliced from 3 exons. Gene Ontology annotation, cellular component: plasmodesma; plasma membrane.
CCCCCUUACUUGUUCUCAAUUUACAAUAGGAGAGCAAGUUGGCAAACAAGUGUAUAUAUAUAGUAGCAACUAGCCAAGCAAGCAAGCAAGUAAUUAAACAAAGACAAAACCAAACAUGUCAAGGUUUAGCAACACUGUAAUAGGACUACUAAACCUGUUCACACUCUUAGCAUCAAUACCCAUCAUAGGUGGAGCCUUAUGGAUCGAAAGAAACAGUGCCACCUGCGAAAGCUUCCUUCAAACGCCGCUUCUAGUCAUCGGAUUCAUAAUCUUAAUCGUAUCAUUAGUAGGUUUCAUCGGUGCAUGUUUCCACUUGGCUUGGGCAUUAUGGGUUUACUUGGUGGCCAUGUUGCUCUUGAUCGCGGCGUUAUUAGCCUUCACGAUUUUUGGGUUCAUUGUGACGGGAGCAGGCGGCGGUCAGGCCAUUUCGGGCAGGUUAUACAAUGAGUAUCACAUAGGGGAUUAUUCACCAUGGCUAAGGAAAAGAGUUGAAGAUCCAAAAUAUUGGAUGACCGUAAAAAGUUGCAUUUUGGGGUCAAAGACUUGUAGGGAUAUAGUUAACUGGUCACCAGUUGACUAUUUGACCAAGGAUAUGUCACCCAUACAGUCAGGAUGUUGCAAGCCACCUAGUGUAUGCAACUACGAAAUGUCGACAAUGAUGGCUCAAGACUUGGACUGCUUCAAAUGGAACAACGAUCCAAGCGUAUUAUGCUACGAGUGUGACUCGUGCAAAGCUGGGGUGUUAGAGAAUAUAAGGAGGGACUGGCGAAAGCUCUCAGUUCUCACGGUUAUUAUGACGCUUCUUCUUAUUGGCAUAUAUUGCAUCGGUUGUUGUGCCUUUCGAAACACAAGGAGGUCCGAGACGGAUUACCCGUAUGGUGAAAACCGAAUGUCUAAAGUCCGACCCAGAUGGGAUUUCCAUUGGUGGAGAUGGUGGCAUGAGAGAAGACAUCAGCUUUAUUAAAAAAGUAAUUAAAUCCAUAAAAUUAGUGCCUUUUUUUUGUACCUUUCUCGGUUCUUCUUCGAUCAUCCAUGUUAUGUUCUAAGUAAUGGUUAAUUUGUAAGCACUAUCAGUUACAAAGAAUCCUUAUCCAAGGUUUUGCAAGCUCAA